CUCCGUCAUGCUGAAGUCUUUGACGGCCUGCUAACCCAUCUUUCUCCAUACUUACUUACAAAGCCCCACCCCAUCUGGCUGAUUGUUUCUCUUCUUCUUCUUCUCCCUUUCCAUGCCUCGAGGUAUUUAUGCAAGGCGCCUGGGGAACUUUCCAUGGCGCGUCCGCUUCCACAAUGCGUCGAUACCCUCGUCAUAGGAAACGGCCCAUCCGCCCUCAUCCUGUCCUACAUCCUGCAUGGGAACAUACCCUAUUACCGCAAAGAAACACGCCGACACCAUGAUCCCAUUCUAGACCAGAAGCUUCAGAAGAGUGACAAUCUUCUGCGCCUCACCCCCGAUCUGUACGCCCACUUCCUCGCUUCCCUGCGCUACUCCACCCAAGCCCUGCCAGUCAACACCCUCCUCGACACCCUCAUUCGUCCCAACGCAGACACUGAGAUUAACCCGACCUCAUGUGUUGAAUGGCGCUACGAGCCUGAAAAGGCUAUCCCACACGUCGUAAUUGGCGAUACCCCCCAGCCUGGUGGUCAGUGGGCUGAGACCCCGGUCUCUGCGAGCGAUGCCAUAGGCACAUUGAGCUAUGCGGAGCAGCUGAGCCUGCCUGGUUACUCUUAUGCAGACCAUCUGGCAACAAAGCAAAUAUCGGAUGAAUGCGACUUCGUCCGUCCAACCCGCUCCGAGGUUGCCGACUAUCUGUGUGCCUAUCCAAAGGCUGUGGGUAUUUCGGAUACCAUUUACACCAAUACACGAGCAGACAAUCUCUAUAGAGAUGAAAGUGGAUUCGUGGUUGGGUCGCUGGGCAUACGAUGUCGCCAUCUUGUACUAGCUUCUGGCAUUUUCACAGUCAAUAUCCCACCACCGCCGUUACUCGAGCCAGUCACGCGGCUCGACGCACCAAGCAAACCGCUUCUGGUCAUUGGUUCCGGAUUCUCUGCGGCGGAUGCCAUCAUAUCCGCACCCCUGGACCGCAAAGUGAUUCACAUUUACCACUGGGCUCCCGAGACACGCCCGUCGCCUUUGCGAAGCUGCCAUCAUAGCGCAUACCCCGAAUAUGCGGCCAUCUAUAGGCAGAUGAAGUUGGCCGCAAUCUCGGAUCACAAGAAGGCAUCUACAAACUCGUCGCUUCGCCGUCGCAAGUCAACUGCACCCUCUAGCCAACGCAAUUGGUCAUCGUUUUACAAAGGGCUUCCAAAUGCCCGAGUAAUUGAUGUAUCUCUCUCAGACUCCGCGGGCUCGGCGAUUGCGACUAUUCGGCUUGCUUCAGGCGAUGAAACGAAAUGCGAGGUCGGCGGUCUUGCGUAUGUCGUUGGACGACGUGGAACUCUUGAUUUUCUCUCUGCGGCCCUCCGCUCUGAGAUCAUGGACCUUCAAAGUGUCACAUCAACAACAGACCUGUCUCCCCCGCCCACACUGAUAUCCGGUCGCACCCUGCGUGGCAAAGCAGAAGCCUCUCUCGAAGUCGCCAAACAUGUCUUCAUCAUUGGCAGCUUGGCAGGCGACUCCCUCAUCCGCCAUGCAGUGGGCGGCUGUGUCUUUACUGCUGGCCGAAUUAUGCACGUCAUCCCAACCACAUACUCUCCUCCUUCCACUGUUCCAACGUCUCCAAUGUCCACAUCACGGUCAAUUUCACCCCCUCCCGAUUCAGAGCGCAGUUCCGAGUCCUCGCCUACAUCAGGCAUCGAAGACGGCCACAGGGUCAUUGCAAAUGGCCACGAGGAUCUGCAUCUGGACAGGAGGAAGUUAGCGCGCGCGGUCGAGGUUGCUAGUGCGGAGAACAAGUUCUGGGUGUGUUCUGGGUGGUGGGCUGGUGGGCUUGGACCAGGCUCGCUCGCAGAUGUGGAUUCGUAACGUCAGAGUCCUGUACGUGCAAUCGUUAUUCUUUGGAGAGAUGUUGUAAAUAUGAUUAGAAUCGGUGGACGUUUUGGCCCUGUAUAUACAUGAGCGCAUGGGCAGCAUAUUUCGUAGACAUUUCUCGCAUAUCUAGAAUCCCGUCUAGAAAUACAAAUGACGGUGCGAAGUACGAACAACACACUGCAUUACUCGAAUUCAGCACAUAUUCUA
Periconia digitata is the source of this 2061-nucleotide messenger RNA. The record is from the annotation of a GenBank genome assembly. Lineage: Eukaryota; Fungi; Ascomycota; Dothideomycetes; Pleosporales; Periconiaceae.